Amoebophrya sp. A25 is the source of this 4933-nucleotide messenger RNA. Lineage: Eukaryota; Dinophyceae; Syndiniales; Amoebophryaceae. The record is from the annotation of a GenBank genome assembly.
CGGAGUGGAGCUGGACCUCGACGUGGAGCAUCUUCAUCUAAAAAAGCAGGAGGCUCUUCGUCAGCGUCACUAUCCGCAACUGCGAAGACAGUUUUGACGACCAGUGAAGGAAUUGGGGAUGCAGAAGGACAGCCUUCACUCGCAUCGGUAGAAGGAAAACCUGUCGAAUCCUUGCUGGAAGAGACCGCUAGAGGAAUUCCCAAUACUUCUGGAGAACAAAUGGAUGCGGCAGUGGCCGGCGGACCGGACGCGUCGACUCUAGCACUAAAUGGCGCAGCUAACAAGUAUCUCAAGACGAAUGAAGCUCGAAGGAGACUUAACCCGCCUUGCGCUGAUUCAACUUAAGAAGAGGGCUCGGGCUCUCUAUAAUUCAUUCUACAAUUGAUGAAAGGGCCAUGAGCUUCAUUUCUCUGCAGUCCCUUCUCCAUCUCGGAUUCUGCUCGCACUAAAAAGAAAAAAUUUAAGAUCAUGCACACUCGGUAGAAUUCGACCGUCUACGUCUAGCACGACAUGAUUCACGAAUAUGACCGCUUCCUCUAAUAUUCAGAACAAGAACUACACGGACUCGAUAACGGCGAAGUCGUCGAAGACUGCCGCUUUACUCCGCGACUACUACUCAAUCGAGAUAGAUCGAAGCAAAAAUGGGCCUUCGAAUUGUUACGGAGAGAGCAAUCCAUCUGCGUGUGGUCAUCAGAGCAGGUGAAAAAUUUCAUCGGAAAACAACACCUUCUCCUUGGUUUCAACAACAACACCGACGCCGACGUUGGAAGUUCUAGGGAGAAACAUGAUCUUGACGGCCAAGAAGAGUCAUCAGGUAGCAGAAGAAGUGGAGGCAACGCUCUUCGGGUCACGAACAAUACUGAGGAUGGUCUUUCGGGAGAAGGAAAAGAUGCUUGGUUACAACAGCUCUUUCUCUCUUGCACGACUGCAGCGACGUUACAGGACCAAGUCGCCAAAUUCGAAAUCGCGAUGGGCGAAAAAGAGAAAGCCAUAGACUUUUUAGCCUCCGAGUGUGAAGCUGCAAGGCAAGCGCUUGCGGAAACCGAGCAACGCAGUACCGCAGAGAUCCAAAGAUUACGGCAAGUUGCUCUGGAGGCCACAGCUGGAGAACACAUAGGGAUAGACAAUGACAAGCAACCCGUUAUCCGUGACCUGCAGGAGCAAUCUUUUGUAGCCGAGGAUGGAUUACCAUCAGCAGAAGGUGCAAUCGGCCAGAACGAGGCAAAAACACUAACGGAUACCACAAACGAAAAUUCAUCGUUGGCAGCCAUUGCUCAAGCCCAGCGAGAGUUCCUAGCUGCACUCACCGAAGAGCAAGCACCGAUUGGGAGUAGCCACGAAGAGGAUGACAAUUCUCUGUCGCUCUUGGAGAGCUGCAGGACUGAGGUUUUGGCUGUAGAGAAAUCAGUGCAAGUUUUUGGCAGUGUUCGGAAUACCACUACUUCUAGCGAUCCUGAACGAGGACAAGCUUCUGGGGGUGAAGGGAAGGGAGCAGUAAUAAAAAUAGCGGAAGCAGGAAAUGAAAAUGCGCCGCAACCGCAAGAUGACAGCGGAGCGUUGCAAGAGGUGCUACCUGUUGUUCCGCCCUCUUCGGCUACGGUCGGAGAAGCGGCGCAGAUGGUGGAUUUGACUGCGGGUCCAGAUGGCACACAUUUGAUCGAGGAGUUGCUUCCGGUCGCGUCGCCACCUCCCAGCGACAAGAAAGUGAUUUCUUCAUGGGCCUCCGGCUGCACGGCAAUACAAACUUCUAUCGCACGGAGCGCGGAUUUUGAUCUGGAGUCACCAGCUUCUUCAUCAGGACUCUGCGGCUCGCAGAUCCAGCGGUCGGCGCAGAAGUUCGUCAAGGCUGACCCAGAUUCAAGUCCCCUUGACGAGCGAGCAGACGCACCCGGGAGCAGUACGGAGUCAAAUCUAGUAGCUGGUGGAGGAGGUGGUCGACAAAAUAGUAGCUCAGGUGCUCGCGCUGGUACUUCAUCAUCAUCAUCAUCAUCAUCAUCAUCAUCAUCUAUUAGUAGUAUUCCAACCAGAUGGACAGAUGGGGUGGGUGGAACGCAAGAGGGUCGUGACAAAAUCAGCCGCCCAGGAGUCGCAAAUUACAAUCGUGCGCCAGGACAGAAACUACUUUCGGACGAGCAAAGCGAAGGAGCCAAUAGCCUUGUCGUUGCCGACGAAAAUACUGGCGCGUCGCCAGGUGGGUCGCGCGGCGUCAAAUUUGCUGCAACUUAUGAAAGUGCGGAGUUUGCGGAGGAUGAUAUGUCGAUUUCAUCUGUCCGACGCUCCCUAGAUGAGCAAUUUGAAUCUUCCCGUUCGUCGAUAAAAAAUAGACUGGGAGGCAGAAUGGGCACCGGCGUUGUGGGACCUAGUAGCAGUACAACAGCUUCAUCAUCGUCUUCUAGGGGUCGUGUCUUUUCCUCAGGAAGCACUGGAGGAGGUGCAACGGGAUCACGAAUUUUUAGGAACAAGGUUGCAGGAAAUUCCGGGUCGAGAGUGACUUCUCCUGUGGUAUCACCCAGUUCGGGCUUACAGUCUGCGUUUCAAAGACUUCUCCCACAGCAGCACGCGCUGCUUGGCCGCAGUCCGGGAGGUACGGCAGACUUCUACCCUUGUGGCUACUCCGUUUCCAGCUCUCGUGUAGAUCCAACCACAAGAAAAUCAGUGCAGCCCAGUCGCACAAUCUAUGGAAGCAAAUCACCAACGUCAUCCACGAGCCCCGUAGGUGCAGGUGAUUCUGUCCCUGUCACUCCAGCUGGUGGCCAGAUUGACACUGAAGAUCAGAGGAAAAUGAGCACCAGCGGUUCGUCUUCAUCCUCGACCGCUGCAAGAAAUGUGAACAGAAUACCAGUCGAAAGCGAUGGAAUGAAUGGUCUUACGGAAACUGUUUUGGAUCAAAGCGAGGCGAGAACGACGUCGAGGGAGAUCAAUGCCGCAAUCGUUGCUGGCGGGCGUCUUUCAUCCUCUUCAGCAUCUGCUGACGCAACCACCAGUACGAUAGCACCAAACUCGUCUCGUGUCUUUCGCAUGCAACGCCGUUCCACGGGACCGUUCCCCUCUACCUCUCAGACGCAAUUUUCGUCCCCAAAAUACAGUCCGAGACUGCUCUCUCAGCGACCGAACUUCGCAGGGAGCCUGAGCCCUCGAAUAUCGUCUAUGGCAGGUGUCUUAUCCCCACGGCUGAAUACCAAAGACCUUUCAUUCACAUCAACCGCGACGACUCGGAAAACCUUCCCCCAGCAUUCUCCAGAGCAGAUGAACAGCAAAGCAGUGGAAGACCCCUUGAUGGCCUCCGUGUCCGUGCCUAUGCAGGUGUCGACAGCGACCUCAUCGGGAGCGACUACCUCGAUGCCAGUACAUGUCAAAAGUAGCGGCCGUCCACCACUGGGAGGGGGCGCGGCCGCAGAUGUAUCCGGCAGUGUCUCCUUGAGUUCACGUGAAAGCUCGAAACAGCCGAAUAGCGGUGCAGCAACUACUACAACAACAACUCGAGGGAGACCAAAUAAACUUCCUGGGACUUCUUCGAGUAGCGCUAGUAGAGGGAAGAACAUCAAGAGCGGCAGCUCAUCCUCAUCAGUCUCGAGUGCAGUGCCCGCACCUCGGCGGGCGGGUAGCGAGUCACCAGGUGUAGGCGCAAGUCCCGAGGAUACAACGCCAGCCUACGUGCAGGAUUCCCCUUUGAGUCGAUGCAGUUCGUCUCUGCUGGGCAAAAGUAAGAACAACCUCUCAGCAAGUCGGUUCCUUCCUCCAACGGCGGAUACCUCUACUUUGCAGCCAAAUAAGCAGGGUGUGAGUGCCAAAAACAGCAUGCUUGCAGCAGUGCCGACGCCAUCACUCCUAAACAGCACUACUAGCGAUUUCCUAAGUCGCUCCCUUUCGUUUUCAAACGGGGGGAAUAAUGUGUCGACGAAUUCAAUAGCUGCAUCUUCGAAUCUGCUAUUUCCGAAUCGAUCCGGAGUUGGAGGAGGGUCUGGUGCAGCUACGUCGAGUUCCCGAGUCCCUCAAUCUCCAGCUGCAUUUGCGAUGAAUCAGGCCCGACUACUCGUACAAAAUCAUCUGGCUGGGUCAUCGUCCAGCACAAGUGGAGGCCCCGCUACGAGUAGCAGUUCCGCAUGCUCCAGCUCGAGUGAGGGUCCGCGGCCGAUAGAUAAAAGCGACGUCCGAACAAAGAAGCCUGCAAGACAACCGCUCCCGGAAAUGGUUGCGAAAAUGAAGACCCGUCUCACUGCAACGUCACCUGACGGACGUACCAUAAUUCAUCAUGAUACCUCAACAUCAUAACAAUUUAUCAUCCGGUCUAAGUAUCUAUAUUAUAAGUAACUACAUCUUCAUACAUCAUCAAGACGAAGACAAUGAAGUUGAACUGGCUGAACUGCUAGUGCUACACGACUCACCACGGGCACGGGAAGACGUUCACCUUCCUCCGCCAAUGCUUCGACGACUAGCUAAGAAGUCUUUCUUAUUAAUUUCAGACUUGUUCUACAAAAAUCAUAAUCAAGAAACAAAAACAAUAAAACAAGGUCUCUUGCAGUACAAGCCUCUCUUUGUUUCGCCGCAAGUAUCACCACGACUGAGUCCGAAAAGCCUAAUGACGAACGUGUCCCCAAGGCCGGUCGCGACGCGCGUCACGAAGACUGAGCCCGUUUUCCUCUCACCCACAGAUGAAAAAGUAGUGGCUCCGACACCGACAGAGGAGCAUGUUGAUACGAAGAAAAGCCUCAACAAAACCGAAGAACGAGAUAAUGAACCAGAACUAUUCGAAGACGCCGCGGAGGGAGUGUGACCGUGAGCGUGACUUACAUUUGUAUGUGCAAUCAAAUGCAACCUCGGCGACGGGACGACCACAUAGCUGCACACCUGACCCACAUUCACACGUGCAACCUCGGCGACGGGCACACGCACAGAUAGCACUUCCACAAAUCAAUAGGACUAAUAUGCUGCA